Messenger RNA from Cinara cedri, 8811 nucleotides. The record is from the annotation of a GenBank genome assembly. NCBI's taxonomy places the organism in Eukaryota, Metazoa, Arthropoda, Insecta, Hemiptera, Aphididae.
CGGUCCGCUGCUGGGAGGACGACGUGCGUGCGUCGCGCCCCGCAGACAGCCGCCGAGUCAGCCUUCGCAGCCGGUGACUCCGACUACAAUUCCGUUGCCUACGUUAUAUAUUGUCGCGGUCGUUUCGUCUUUUAUUCGUUCCGUCGACGCGCGGCCAAGUCCGACGACCGACCGCCGCCGCCAUCGCUCGGGGUCCUAUAACAAUAUAUUAUUAUCAUUAGCCGGUGAGUCAUCGUUUUUUUUCGCCGUGACGAUUGCCGAUAAAAUAUCAAUUCGAUAUGAAAUAAAAACCGGCCGUAGGUAUUGAAAUAGAUACUUGUGUACUAUAAUAAUAUAAUAGGUUACAGUAGCUGCCGUCGACAUGUCCAGAAAACUCGAGAAAUUCGUCAUACUCUUCGACAACACUAACCUGUUGUAUUUCCCGGGACAAUUUUUGAGCGGCAGAGUGUUGGUGGAGCUCAAGGACGACACGCAGGCCUUGGGUAAAUACAAUUAACGCAAUAAUAUAAUAUUUCAUUUUUUUUUUUUUAUCAAAUAUAGGUACGUAAACCUACAUAUUCUACCGAUACUGUUGUGUGCACAUAAUAAAUAAUAAUAUUUAUCGCAAUAACAUAAUUUAUUGUAGCGGAGAUAUGUAACGGUGAAAACGUAUUAUUAUUAUGCACCUACAACAUUUAUAUAAAUUCGUAUCGAUUACGCGGAUUAAAAAAAAAACACCUACCUUUUGUACAAUAAUAAAAUAAUCGGCGGAACUCGCCCGCGCGUCACGGUCCGGUAACGGAAAAUAUUAUUAGGCAGUGGCGAGCGCAGGGAGGAAAGGCGUAUAGUUGUUAUAGGGAUGAUAUACCCACUAGGUACCAAAUGGCUUAAAAAUACAAAAGACUACGAGUGUAUUAUUUAGUAAUUUUUCUUGAAAUAUACAUUAAGAUAUUUCAACCAAAUUACACGGAAAAAAGCUCGCGAUUUACCUAUUAUAGAAAAAAUUUGAUCGGGUUUUUGAGUUCUCAUUGUCGGGUUAUAGACAGAUAUGAGGUAAUGAUAUAGCAGAAGAAGAUUCUACGACUUGUAUGUGGAUCGUGAAUUAUUUAUACUAUACAUCCUCUCCCGACUCCCGUCGAAAAUUUCCGGACGCGAUACUGUUAUUGUAGAUAGGUACUAAUAACAUAUUAGGUACCUAAGUAUCUUAUAAUAAUAUAAUAUAUUUGAUGUUUUCUUAAUCAAUAAAAUUGUAAACAGGUAGUAACGCAGUAUCGUAGCAGAGGUAAACAGCGUGUUGUAGGUAUACCUAGGGCUGUAUUUAAGUGCUUCAUAGGCUGUAGAGUAAUGGUCUGAAAGCAACAAAAAAGCUACAAAAAAAAUAAUAAUAAUAAUAAUAAUAAUCAAUCCGGAUUAAAUAUGUCCCUGUGUACCCGUAGGCUAACCUAAAUCCUGAAUACGGCAUUGCCCAGGUAAAAUAUUGUCAGCGUUUUUCUUUUCCUUUCGAUAAUAUUUUUACGGUCGUUUUAUAACCGCGAUCGAUGACGCGUUUUGUUCUAGCCGUAAUGUUACCGCGGUUCGCGCACAAAAAACAAACACCGUUUUAAUUUAAUGCAAUAUCGUUUUGUAAUCGAGUGAAAGUAUAAAUGUAAUAAUAAUAUUAUACUCUACUGCAGAUGUUGGUGGAGACUGCAGCAACAGCUGCCGACGGAAUAGGUAGGUAGGCGUAUAAGAUAAAACAAAAAAAAUUGUAACCAGUCGGCGACGAGCACACGCCUCGAAAACUAACAUACCUAUCUAUGUAUACCUGUAAUAAUAAUACAUCACACCUGUACAGUCUUUGUUUUCGCCAGUAUCGUAUACACUGUACAGUACAAUAAUAUAAUAUGAUAAUAUAGGUAUACCAGUGUAAAUAAUAAUUAUAGCCAACAGGUACUUAUAACUACGCGAUUCUUUCCGUGGAAGCGAGGAGAAAAUCUGCGAGUUUGUCGGUAAAACUUUCAUUUUAAAAUACGCAAAAUAAUAGUUAUUCUAUAUACGCGCGUGUGUGUGUGACCAUAGAAUAAUAUUAAUGUUAUUUGGUAUUCGAGAGUCCGCCUCGCAUCUACGUACUUGGGACCUUAUCUGGGGGAGGGAUUUGUUUUUAUUCAUUUUUCCAAUAUUCCUCUAUAAUAUUCCACAAUACACAGUAACGAAGCCAGUAGGGGGGGUUUUAGGUUUUCUAUCCCCCCCCAUUGCUUCUUUUUUUUAGUUAUAGGUAAGGUAUAAGGUUAAGAAGAUUGUAAACCCAUAAACCUAUCUAGACCCCCUACUUUUACGCCACUGACUGUGCAGUGCAUAUAAUAUAUGCACCACUGAAUAUCUCAGCCCAAUGACCUGAUAAUUGGAAUGUGGUUUCUGUAAUAACUCCUCCAGCUACAGCAUCCCUGUACCGAAAUACACACUUCUGGAUAAAUUUCAGAUGUUUACCCGUUUAGCGCACAAUAUAAAUUACACAUUAUUGAAUAUAGCUACCUAUUUUAAACCCAAAUUCUAAAUUGUAAAUUUUUUACAAGCAAUUUUCAAUCAAUACAAUUUGGUUUAUCUCAAAAAUUACUUGACAUGCCUAAAGCCAUCGAAAUCGACUAAAAAAAUAUAAUUUUUUUCUCGAUUUUUCAAUAAAUUAUGCAUUAUUAUUAAUGUAUAUGAAAGUUAAUAACUAUCUUAACUAAUCAUGUUUUCCUAUAAGGUUAUUAUGGGUCGUUAUCAACUUCAAAAAUCAUGCAUUGUAAAUUCGUUGAAAAAUCAAGAAAAAACAUAUUAAUGUAAACGAAAAUAUUUAUGCAUUGACAUCAGUUUAGAUUUUUUGAUGUAAUUUAGUGAAGAUAAUAAUAAUUUUACCGAUAUAAUUGACUGAUAUUAGAGUUUCCUGGAGGCGAAAUACAAAAAAUGCCAAAAUAAGUCCGCAUAUUUAAGAUACAUAUUUAUAGUUAUUUUAACUUUUUGAGUUCAGAAGCAAUAAGUUCAACCCCCAAUGAAAUUUUAAUAACCUGGCGUCUAUGGCCUAAUGCCUCAGAAUACCUGACGCCGGCACUAAUUAGGUGAGAUGAGGACAAAACGGGAUGUCCACGAAUGGCGGGUGUAAACCUAUCUGAAAAGUCCUGGUGGACGUACCAAAGGAAUUUUGUUUUACUUGUUAGAUUAGGUUACCCAAGCAUUAUAGUACAUACGUGGGUAUACAUCGUAUAAUACACUUCUUGGUUUUUUGAAAAUGCGUAGAUACACGUUCACAGAAACGCGUAUAUUACGUUUUGUUUAUUAUUUAUUAUUAUCAAAACAUCGUAUAUCGAUGCAAUAUGUAUGUUAUGUUAUCACAACGAUAUAUGAAAAGAGACAGUGAAAAAGUGAACUUUUUCUCUAUUUUGUUCUUAGCACUUAUACAUUUUGUUUUUUUAGACAAAAUGUUUAUAAAUAUGUUUACUAGGGAUUUUUUUUUUGGUGUAUACUUUUCCAAAAAUAAUUUUAACUAACGGUUACUAAUUUUGUGAAGAGAUGUGUUUGAUGACAAUAAAGCUUAACUCAAAUUUUACAAGAAUUAAGACUUUUUUAGAGUAAGAGUUAAUAGAUGUUGAACUUCAGCGUUUUGUUCUUUUCAUUUUUCCUAAUCACUACUCGUUUAUGUUUUUCAGUAUUAAUGUACCGAGUUACAACAAAUUUUCUGUCACUGUUUACCUUCACCUCACUUAACUUACAAAAUAUAAUAGUUCUAUCGAUCGGUUUUAAAUGUAUCCGUACCGUACUCCAACACGAAACUUUUUAAACGAAUUGUCACGGAUUGUUUAAUGUUUGAAAAUGAAGUAAUAAUAAUAUAUUUAUCUAAACGAAACAAGAAUAACACUAUUUCGCGAACAUAUUAGUCGGAACACUUUUAUUUACGAGUAGGUAUAUUCAGGCCUGUCGUAAGAUAUUUCCUGCCCUAAAGCGAACAUUUUUGUUCUAAUUUCAUUUUGCCGUUUCAAUUUCUUUUGUAAUUGUAUGUCUCUCUAAAGCAACGUAUGGUUUGCUUAUAUCCUAGCGACUGGUCUGGGCAUAUUAAUGAAAUCAACUAUAUAGUCAUUCAAUUAUUUUCUAAGAAAAGUAUUUUAUAGAAUACAAUCGUAUUUUGAUAGAAGCUAUUAGACAAAUAUUUAAAAAACAUGACACAAUAACACCCGGUGAAAACCAAAAUUAACGCAUCAUUUAUUUAUAACUGAAUUUAUAAAUAACAGUACCUAUUAUCUAUACAAUAUUUUUUUCGUUGUUUCGAAGUAUGCAUGUUCCGAACCUCAUCUCAUCUCAGCCUUUUCUAAGUAUUUCUUUGUUUCUUUUUCUAGUUACGCCACUAUGUAGUAUACUCACCAAAAGGUUAGGUUAGGCCAUGGACGUUUUUUGAUAGACCUUAAACCUUAUAAUAAAGGACUGUUUUUUUUUUUUUAAAUUGUUUAGCUUCAAUUAUACAUUUUUUUUAAAAAUAUAAUAGGUUAGAUUUAUAAAUAAUCAUAUAAAAUGGCUGAUGAUGGGCACAUCCAAAUCGUUAUGAUCGAACUAUUCUAUAGUUUUUCCUAUUAAAGUAUUCAGUCGUAUAGAUGGAAAAAUCUAUUCGAUAGUAUAAACUAUUUGGAAGUACCUAUCACUAGUAUCUAAUAUUAAACAUAUAGUAUUAUAGUACAUAAUAUUUAGGUAACUAUAACUAACAUAAAAAAAAGGACGGACGUACUUUACACGUGGGUGCAUCCACUGUUAUAAGUGGAAAGUUAGAAAGGUAGGAUACAGACGGGAAUUUAAUGUACAUUUGUAAGCAACGAUAAAUCAUUGUUAACGAAAAAACGAUUCUGAGUGGAGUUCAGAUGGUAGUGUUACUUUGUCAACAAUAUAUAACAAUAUACGUCAUACUAAGGUAAAAUGAUUACAACAAUGUUCGUUUCCAUGACAAUAAUGAUUGUUUAAAAAAGAUUAUUAAAAUAAUAAAAACUUAAUAACAAAAAAUGAAUAAAAACAAUUGCCAAUGAUAGCCUUAUUUUUCAUCUUUCAAUCUUUUUCAACCUAAAGAACCAGGUUUUCCUCAUUAUCUCGAAUAUUAAUGAGAAUUUCAAAAAAUUACCUCUCUAAAGUACCACCCAAAGAACAUUUCCUUUCAGAAAAGGUUCUAUAAUUGAUAAUCGGAGUAUGCUUUCUGGUAGAAAAAGUGUUCAUGGAAAAAAUAAAAUAAAUAUUAAUUUGACGAAUAACAGGAUAUUUUAAUAAUUUCUUUGGCUGGUUAUCAGGUUUGCAUUUUCAUGUGAUCGGUGAAGGCGUAGUGCGAUUGAAGAGCAAACGGCGCGAACGGAUCUACGACAAGGAGAACUAUAUUGAUUUUCGGAUGAGAUUGCUUGGGGAACCAGGUAAAUUAUUAUAACAUAUUAUGGCGGAAUUAAGCUAUUUGACAUAGUGGUUGGUACCUAUAGGAAACAAAACUCCCAGGUAUUUUAAUACUUAUUCAAAAUCACCCGUCAUUGUAAUUUUUAAGAAAUAGUAGUCAGUAAGUUUUCCAACAAUUUUUAUAUUUUUACAAAAUCACGAGAAAAUCGCAAUAUUAAAAUUGUUUAUUUGCACCAUGUCAGUUAUACUCUUAUACUCAAACCUCUGUAGCGGUGUAUAAGAAAAUUGAUUCUUGGGUUGAUAACCGGUAUUAUAUACUCUGUUUUUCACAUUUUUUAAUAUGUGAUGAUUGUGGUUAUACAGGACAACCACCAGUAAUGUUGUCUCCGGGAAUACACAGUUUUCCAUUCAAACUGGGCUUGCCGCCUGGGUUACCGUCAACGUUCCUUGGCAAAUCCGGCUGGGUCCAGUAUUACUGUAAGGCAGCCCUCAGGGAACCCAACUCACUCACGCAUAAGAACCAACAAGUCUUCAUCGUCAUGAACCCGAUCGAUCUCAACAUGGAGCCGUCCAUUUUAUCUGUAGUAAAAAUAAUUCACACCCUUCCAAUGUUUUAUAUUGUAUGGUGGCACGGCUAUCCUAAACAUCGUUUGAUUAAUUAUAUUACAUUUCUUCAAAAUACAAGUAUUAAUUUGUUUUUAAUUUGUUAUAAUAAUUUCUAUACUCCGAAUCAACCUGCUUAUUAUCGAGGGCUAAUCUAACUUCAAAGAGUUGGAUUUUUGAAGUUAGUUUUAGACACGUUGCCAUAGGAUAGCCGCCCAUAUUUAUCAGAUGUAACUUUCAAUGCGACACAUUUGUCCGUGGCAUUUUUUAGGAACCGUUUCGCUGCGACAUAGACCACAAGCUGUCGAAAGCCAUGUGUUUAGGUUCUGGUCUGGUCGAGUGUCAGGUGUGCCUGGACAAAGGUGCAUACAUACCAGGUGAAACCAUCGAGAUCACAGCCACAGUUACCAACAACAGCAAAGUUACCAUUAAAUCGACCAGAGCAACACUGACAGAAGUAAGUCUAAUGAUAACUUGAUAUAAUAAUAUACAAUUUAUUUUUAAUUCAAGAUUUUAAUAGUUUAAAAUAAUAUGAGCAAUUUAUUUAAAUUAACAUAAUUUAUAAGUCAACGUUACAAUUAUAGACAAUUCAAUAUUUUGCCAAGAGUAAAAUAAUUCAAUCAGAAACUAGGGAGUUGGCUUCAAUAAAAAGAGACAAAAUCAGACCAAAUGAAAUGGACCAGUGGCACAAUGAACAACUCUACGUACCACCAUUACCUCCUACUAACCUCCGUGGGUGUCAUUUAAUUAACAUUCAAUAUGAUAUUUAUGUAAGUAUUAAUAAUUAUGCAAAGAUAUAUUAUAUAUUUAUGUUAAAAUUAAAUAAUAUAACAAAAUAAUCAUUUAAGACAAUAACUAUAAUUACUAUAACAAUGCAGGUAGUCAUUAUGGUAAAGUUGAAUUGAUUACCUGUACUAUUUAGUUUUAUAACAUUGAUAAUAUGAUAAAUAGUUAUUUUAAAAUCAAUCAUUUAAGAUUCCGAGCGUAGCGAGGGAGCUAUUGGUUUUACUGGUUUUUCUUCCUUUGUUCUAAUCUGUGGACACGUUUUUUCCUAGUAAACUUGCUCCAAUUUUUAGGUGUAACAACUUUUCUGAAAGUUCAAAUUAUCCAGAUGGUACUUUAAAGAGGUCAUUUUUUGAUUUUCGACGCCAUUUUUUAAAUAAAAGCACUUAAGUGGGAAAAAAAUGUACAAUUUCACGAUUUCAUUAUUUUAUAGAAACACGGACGUUUUCUACCAGAAAAAAUGAUUUGAUCAAAAAAUCACAAGACACUUUUUUGAUUUACUUUCUUAUGGUAUUAUCGUCAAAACUUUUAAGCCACUUUUGAGCUUUUAAGGAAUUUUAAUUUUUGAUGCAGUUUGGUUAUGAAUACACGUCGACUUAAAACUUGAUAAUAAUAAUCAUAUUGGACUUACCUAAACGUGGAAAAAUUUCCAAAAUCAUCGGACCACUGUUUUUCCUUUUUUAAUUUUUUUCUUGUACUGUAGACCACUUUUAUCCAAGAAAACUUGCUUCGUUGUAUAAAUGUAGCACCUUUUCUAAAAUUAAAUUUUAUCUACUUGAUAAAUACAUAAGUCACUUUUUUAUUUUCGAAAUGGUACUUAAAAUAAAAACGAUUAAUAGGGAAAAAAAUUAGAUUUUUUCGCGAUUUCGUUAUUUUAAAUAAGUACCUACCACGUUUUUUUAGCACAAAUAUGGCACCGAUUAUAAAACGACAAGGGACCUUUUUUAUUGAAUUUUUUUUUAUAAACGUUUUGAAAUUAAAUUUAAACGAAAAUCGCAACAAAAAAAUAAUGCACUUAAAAUUAUGUAUUACUGAACUGCGCUCGGAAUUGUCUUUCAUCAACAAUGAUUUAUCAUUACAGAUAUAAAUGAAAUAACCUUAAAUAUCUUACCUUCCCAACUUUCCACCUACAACUGUGGCUGCAUCCAUCCCCAGUAUCAGCUCUUUUUUUUUCUUUGAAUUGUAUUGAUUGAAAUAUUUUUAACAAUAACAUAGUGUAAUAUAAUUAUGCUAGAAUAUUCUAUAAAAUAUUAAUUUUUCUCAAAGUUUUAUCAUAAUUUAAUUAUUUUUUCACUUUUAUAGUUCAUUAUAUCACCUAAUAAUAUGGAAAAGGAUGUCAAACUACAACUUCCCAUUAUGAUGGGUACUUAUCCAUUUAGAACCGAAGAUGGAUCAUUUGAUGGAAAACUUGGAACCCAUUAUCCAUCAACAUUGCCAAUUUUAAGACCGUGGUUGGAAGAAAAGACUUUUAAAUAAUUGAACUCAUUUUUAAUAAUUAAUGUAAUUCAUGUAUUAAUGUAUUAGUAACUAACCAAUUAUAUUUUUAUAUUUUAAAUUAAUUCAUAUAUAUUAUACAUACUUCAAUUAAUACAUUGCAUGUGUCUACUUUAUUUUCAUUGAUUUAUUAAGUUCACUAGUUUUAUCUAGAAGAGAUAAAAACAUUUUUUGCAUUUUAUAAAUUUAAUAAUAACAUAUUUUUAUUGUUAUUAUUAUAAUUUACUAGUUUUAUACAGUAUUUUAUUGAAUGAAAAAUAUAAAGACACGUGGUCACCUUCUUGGUCACUAUGAUAGUUAAUUGUUAUUGCCCAAUAUUUCAUUUAUUUAAAAUUUCCCUUCAUACCAGUCGUUUCUAACCUUUUUUAUUCUAUGCACCACUCGUAAAUUUUUAAAAACCUCACAUACCCCUCCCCUUAAAUUAGAUAAGACUAUGAGCGUUUAGACAAGCUUUUUUUUUUUUUUUUUUGUAAAUAAAUUUUACAAAAUAACUAUAUGUAUUGUACAUUAUACAACUAAAAAAUUUAUUGCUUUCAAUUUUGCUGAUUAUAAAAUGGCAUAAUUAUUUUAACAAAAAAA